Messenger RNA from Ostrinia furnacalis (Asian corn borer), 1635 nucleotides. Its product is annotated as E3 SUMO-protein ligase KIAA1586-like. The coding region runs from base 112 to 1635 and encodes 507 amino acids. Lineage: Eukaryota; Metazoa; Arthropoda; Insecta; Lepidoptera; Crambidae. The record is from RefSeq and is a predicted model, not a curated record. The transcript is spliced from 4 exons.
UUUCCUUACUGUUGGUACUACUUGUUCUAUGGUGGUUGGUACGGUGAUCCAUUCAAAUAAAUAAUCACAGCUAGAAAUAUUUAUUGCGACGGUUGUUUAAUGUGAAAAGAAAUGGAUCGGUGGCUAAUAAAUACUGCUGCUAAAAAAUCGAAUGAAGAAAAGAUUCCUCUGAGCUCAUCCGAAAGACCCGGCACUAGUACAUGCUCUUAUGAACUUCAACCCGGAACGAGUUUUCAGUCCAUUAGUUAUGUCGAGGAUCAGAAAGAACAAUUAGAUCCUCAAACUUCGUCAGUAAUGGAAAUCGAAAAUGAAAAAUCGGUUGAUAACUGUACUGAAGACGAAGAAGAGGGAUACAAUACUGAAAAUGAAAAAAAGCAGUUCAAGCAGAUUGGUAGUUCAAAAUCUAUGGCAAAAGGUAGGAAAAAGAUAUUUAAGAAGAAGUUUCAGCAUGAUUGGCUUAAGCAACCUGAGUUCAAAGCAUGGUUAUUAAAUGGGAAUAAGGAUGAUAAUGCAAUUUGUAAGGUGUGCAAUGUGGUUAUGAAGGCGGGAAAAUCAGAGCUUAAAAAGCAUGGUGAUGGAAAAGCUCAUAAAAAAAAUAUGGAGGCGUGGCUACAGAGUAAUAUUAAUCAACCUAGUAUUACAACAUUCGUUACAGAAAAUACAAAGCUGAAAAAUACCGAAGCUGCCAUUUGUUCUUAUAUCGUCGAAAACAAUCUUCCUAUUUCAUCAAUUGAACCUUUAAUUGAAUUGAUUAAAUCUUUACCAGAGAAGGCAAUCACAUCGCAAAUCUCUUUAGCGAAACAAAAAGCCACUAAUGUCAUUAGGAAUGGAUUGCGCCCAUUUUUUAAUAAUAAACUUAUUAAUGAACUGAACAAUCAUUUGUUUUCCGUUUAUAUUGACGAAACAACUGAUGUAAGCGUCACAAAGCAACUAGCGAUACUAGUCAGCUACUGCCAUAAUUUUAUAACAAAAGUAGAUGUGAUCGACGUAGUAGAUUGCCCUGACGGGACCGCUGUGGGUUUGUACACACAAAUGAUUAACACGCUAAAAGAAAAUAAUGUACCUCUGCAAAACUGGAUAGGCUUUUGUUCUGAUACAACUGCAGUCAUGAUGGGACAGCAUAACUCUGUGUCUCAACUAAUCAAACUAAAUUAUCCUCAAGUAUUCGUGUCAAAAUGCUCUUGCCAUAUGAUACAUCUGGUGGCAAGUAAGGCAUGCACUAAGUUAAGCAACUCUUUAGAAGAUUUGUGCCGCAAUGUAUACAAUCAUUUUGGGAGGAGUCCUAAAAAUUCUGCUGCUUUCAAAGAAUUUCAAAGCUUCCAUGAAGUCAAACCUCACAAGAUUUUGAGAGCUUGUCAAACCAGGUGGUUGUCACUUCAAGCAUGCGUGCGAAGAAUUUUAGAACAGUGGGAGCCAUUGAAGAGUUACUGGAGAAUAUUAAACUACGAAGAUCCAACACAUGCAAACUGUCACACUCUCCAAACCUUGGAGAACCCUUUGAUAAAGAGCCAAAUGCAUUUUGUAGACUACGCUCUUGGAAUUUUUAAUGAUUUUAAUUGCAUGUUUCAAGCUGAUUAUCCUAAGUUCUCAGAAUUGAAGACUCAAACUGAGGAACAGAAGAACAUCUUGAAUUAA